Molecule: messenger RNA, 1617 nt
Organism: Conger conger (European conger)
Lineage: Eukaryota; Metazoa; Chordata; Actinopteri; Anguilliformes; Congridae
Gene: dcp2
Product: decapping mRNA 2
Exons: 11
Coding region: 275-1531 (418 amino acids)
Biological process (GO): deadenylation-dependent decapping of nuclear-transcribed mRNA; nuclear-transcribed mRNA catabolic process, nonsense-mediated decay
Cellular component (GO): P-body; cytoplasm
Molecular function (GO): 5'-(N(7)-methylguanosine 5'-triphospho)-[mRNA] hydrolase activity; manganese ion binding; RNA binding
Source: RefSeq, a predicted model, not a curated record
UACUGCUAGCUCGCACUAGCAGGUCACUGCUGAAAAAAAGUUGCGUUUUGUUAUGAGAUUACUCUGAGCACUGAUCAGCAUGAUUGCGCGCUGGUGUCUACUAGAUCUGCUUACACUCUCGCAGUUAGAGUUCCACUAGAGCAGACAGCAGAAUCGCCAAAUGUACUCUGUUUUUCUAACUUUCUUCAUGAGAGGGCUGGGAAUUUGGUUGUAGCACGCUGUUUGUUGUUCCCUCUUAAUAGUUUCGCGAAUUCGGGAUGUUCUCAUCCUCAUCAUGGAGACGAAACGAGGGGAGAUUCCCACCGGCAUAUUGGACGACCUCUGCAGCCGAUUCAUCCUCCACAUUCCCAGUGAAGAAAGGGACAAUGCCAUCAGAGUUUGCUUCCAGAUUGAACUUGCCCACUGGUUUUACCUGGACUUCAGUAUGGAAAAUGCACCAGGAUUACCUCAGUGUGGGAUAAGAGAUUUUGCCAAAGCUGUUUUUAAUCAUUGUCCUUUUCUGCUGCCCCAUGGAGAGGAUGUUCAGAAGGUUCUAGAGCAGUGGAAAGAAUAUAAAAUGGGUGUUCCCACAUACGGUGCAAUUAUUCUCGAUGAGACGCUUGACAAUGCACUGCUGGUGCAGGGGUACCUGGCCAAGUCGGGCUGGGGUUUCCCCAAGGGCAAGGUGAACGAGGACGAGGCGCCCCACGACUGCGCUGUCAGGGAGGUCCUAGAAGAGACGGGUUUCGAUAUUCGGGACCGCAUCUGCAAAGACACGUACAUCGAGCAGAAAAUCACCGAUCAACUGGCCCGUUUGUACAUUAUACCCGGAGUUCCGAGGGACACCAAGUUUAACCCGAAAACCAGAAAGGAAAUUCGGAAUAUAGAAUGGUUCCGUGUUGAGCAACUUCCAUGUCACAGGAAUGACAUGACUCCUAAGUCAAAACUUGGACUGGCUCCCAACAAAUUCUUUAUGGCAAUUCCAUUCAUGAGACCGCUACGAGAAUGGAUCGCCAAACGUAAAGGAGAAUCAUCGGAGAGCGAUGAAGAACCUGCUUCCAAUGGUAGCACUCCAUGCAAGCCGCUAAUGGACAAAAUCAGGCCCAAAGCCAGGCGGAACCAGGUGUUGGCUGAGGCUUCUCCGGGGGAGGGCUGGCCUAAACAGAAACCACAGAAGCCGAUUGGCCAGUCCAGUCAGUACGACCUCGCAGAAUUACUGAAAGUAAAAAACCAUGGCUUGAAAGGUAACGGGAAGAAGCACCAGGAUUCUCCCAACCUGAAGAAGCGGGCGAACGGGGUCAAUGCCCAGCAGGGCAAGCUCCAACUGGCAACAAAAGAAGACAAGAGACUUCAGCCCAGACGGCUUCAGGACAACUUUGAAAUGGACGCAGCGUGUGACAUGAGCAGCUCCAACGACGAGCAGCCCACGAGACGGACGGACGGGCAUCCGGCCGCCUGCAACGGGGACUACCAGCACUCGCUCACCUCCAGAUCUUUCCUCAGCUUCAAGUUUGACCGCGAGGCCAUCAUGAGAUCCUGCUUUGACUCUUAGUCAGCCAUAGAUCUGCACAGAAGAAGCUCCAGGCUUUUUCUUUCCUCUGUCUCAGGAGUUGGGAAGAAUGUGAACGUGUCUGAGGG